Messenger RNA from Andrographis paniculata, 2531 nucleotides. Its product is annotated as protein MICRORCHIDIA 6. The record is from RefSeq and is a predicted model, not a curated record. Gene Ontology annotation, cellular component: nucleus. Gene Ontology annotation, molecular function: ATP hydrolysis activity. The transcript has 20 exons. The coding region runs from base 113 to 2284 and encodes 723 amino acids. Lineage: Eukaryota; Viridiplantae; Streptophyta; Magnoliopsida; Lamiales; Acanthaceae.
UUUCCAAAGCCAAAACCUAUGAACAGUUUUAGGGUUUCAGUUGGAGAAGAAAUUGGAUUAUUGGAAGCCUACCGCUCACUGAAUUUGCGAAGAUCAAUACACAGUCGUUAAGAUGAGUUUUAACAACUUAAGUAGCAACCAUGGUCUUCAAGAGCUUGGUACAAAGGCUGUAAAGUUGGAGCAACAUUUCGUCAGAGGAUCACAACAAAAUGUGUACCCCCAAAUCUAUUUUUCUAGGUCUGAAGAAUCCAAAUCCCUUUCUAGGGGGCAUUGCAUUGAGGAAAAUAUGUCUGCCUCUUUAAAUGUGCCAAACAUUGGUGCAAGUGUUGCAAAUCGAGGCGGGCCUUCAGUUGAUAAUUCUACCCUUUGUUCUACAUCAUCAAUAUCUCCUGCCCCCAUUUGUCGUCAGUUUUGGAAAGCUGGGAAUUACAAUGACAGGCUCAUUUCUAAGCCACCCAGCCUAAAUGGCACAGGUCAUGUUCAUAUCCAUCCCAAAUUUCUUCAUUCCAAUGCCACUUCACAUAAAUGGGCCUUCGGCGCCAUAGCAGAACUGGUUGAUAAUGCUGUUGAUGAGAUACGAAAUGGAGCUGCCACCUUUGUUAAUGUAGAUAAAACUGCAAAUCCCAGGGAUGGAAAUACUGCUCUGUUAAUUCAAGAUGAUGGUGGUGGAAUGACUCCUGAAGCUAUGCGGUGCUGCCUUAGUUUCGGGUUUUCUGAUAAGAAGUCAAAAAAUGCAAUAGGGCAAUAUGGAAAUGGCUUCAAGACCAGCUCUAUGAGACUUGGGGCUGAUGUCAUUGUCUUCAGCCGUAGCAAGAGGAACAGGAAGUCGACCCAAAGUGUCGGUCUACUAUCUUAUACAUUUUUAAUGCAAACAAGACAGGAUAGAAUAUUGGUUCCAAUGGUUGAUUACCAGUUUGAUUCACACAGUGGCAAAUGGACUCCAAUACACAGUGAAGAACAACACAAUAGCAAUCUGUCCAUCUUGUUACAAUGGUCUCCAUUUGCUACAACUGCUGAACUUCUGAAACAAUGUGAUGAAACCCGUGAUCAUGGUACAAGGAUAAUCAUCUAUAAUUUAUGGCAUGAUGAUGUAGGAAAGUUGGAACUUGAUUUCGAAUCAGAUCCUGGGGAUAUCUGUAUAUCCAAGGGAAACAAUAAUCAGAAAGUUUCUUCCAAGAAGGAAACAACUGAACAUCUUGCUUUCCGCAUUCACUAUUCACUUCGUGCAUAUUUGUCUAUUCUUUACUUGAAAAUUGAGGACAACUUCUGCAUAAUAUUGCGUGGACAAGUUGUUGAGUUUCAUAGCAUAGCUAAUGAUCUCAAAUUCCCUGAAUUCAUUUUGUACCGGCCACAUAAUGCCGAGGGUCAAAUACUCACAACCAUUGGGUUUGUUAAGGAAGCUCCAGAUGUCAACGUGCAUGGUUUUAAUGUCUACCACAAGAAUAGAUUAAUACUGCCAUUUUGGCACGUCGUAGCCUACUCAACAAACCGAGGUAGAGGCGUUGUGGGGGUUUUAGAAGCUAAUUUUAUUCAGCCAACACAUAACAAGCAAGAUUUCGAAAAAACUCCAGUUUUUCUGAAGCUUGCAGCCCGGCUCAAAGAAAUGACACUCGAAUACUGGGAUUACCAUUGUGGACUUAUUGGUUAUCAGGUUACAAAAAAUCCUCGACCGAACACAACCUCUUAUGCUCAAAUUCCGGCUCCAUCCAGGCAACCAAAUGCUCAAAUUCCGGCCCCAUCCAGGCAAUCAAAUGCUCAAAUUCCGGCCCCAUCCAAGCAGCCAAAUAGUAUAUUCAAGCCUGUUGUGCUGACUAAAAAUCCGUCCGACCAUGUUGUUGGUGCUAAAGCACCUUCUGCAGUCAGUUCCAGUCGACAUCAAGUACGAUCAAAUCAGGCCACCAAAGAAUACAGUAACCCAAUGGGGGCACUUAUUGAACAAUUUUUAGAGGGGCCACCUUCAAAGCGAAAAGCGCAUGCCCAGAGUGCUGAACCCAAGAAAAUUAGAAGGACUGAAACUACGGCGACUCCAGCCAAUAAUUCUGAUGGUGGAGUUGUAGAGGUGGUUGGUACUGUAAAUCAAGACGCGGCUGCCAUAAUUCAAGAAAACAAAAGGCUCAAGGCUCAAUGCGAAGAGUACGAGAAACAAGACGAAGAGCUCAAUCAGAAGGUAACACGACUAACAGAAGAAGUAAAAGGAGCGCAGCGGGAGUACGCCCGUUUGCUGCUAGAAUCGAAAAUCUUGGAGAGAGUUGAGCAGAACAAUAGAGGGAUCAAAUCUGUCUAAAUUUUCUCCUAUUUUUUUGGUUUUUUGCCUUGCUGUGAAAAUGCAAAUUUUCCGAGCUUAAGGUGUCGGGUUUUCCCUUCAUUGUUCUUGUAUGUAUUUUGCUUUGGUUUUUCAAGUAUAAACUUUUGUUGAUGCAAGAAAGCUUGCAUUUUGGCAUUGUUGAAGCAAGCUGCUUUUUGUAUGGCAUCGCCUUUAAGCAAUCAAUGUAUCUAUGUGUUCCAAAAUUACUAUUCAUCUUCCUUUUCCA